Molecule: messenger RNA, 1443 nt
Organism: Caenorhabditis elegans
Lineage: Eukaryota; Metazoa; Nematoda; Chromadorea; Rhabditida; Rhabditidae
Gene: idpp-14
Product: Intrinsically Disordered Protein, expressed in Pharynx
Exons: 7
Coding region: 107-1318 (403 amino acids)
Source: RefSeq, marked reviewed
AGAUAGAUCAUUUCGAAGUAAAAAAAACUAGUUUUGUUUUUGGAGCUAAGUGGUACUAUAAAAGAGAAUCGACAUUUUUAAUUUCUUUAUCAGUUCUGCUACAACAAUGCUUUCUACACUACUUUUAGUUUGCCUUUCUGCAUUCAUUGCCAUUGUCCAGUGCCAAAAUGCUUACGGGAACAUUUAUGGAUAUGAUACCAGUAAUACUGGAAACUCGAACAAUGGACCAUUUUUGGUGCAAAACCCGAACUAUCAGUUUUUGAACGAUCAACUAGCUAACGAAUAUUCUCAAACUUAUCUUGAGGAACUUCGAAACUACGAACAGCAGACAAACCCUAGCUCAUCUGGAGGAGUCAUUACAAGCUCAUCAAGUGUCCCUGCCAAUGGGUACUAUACCGGUCCAGCACUCUCAAAUGACCAACAGAAUAGUGUAAACUACCAGCAAAUAGUACAGCGUAACCCGUCAGCGUACUCAAACACGGGCUCAUCAAGCAGCAACAUUUAUGGAUACAACUACAAUUCUGGAAGUAGUGGAAGUCAGGCAACUGGAUCAAAUUCCUACAGUAACAAUGCCCAGUAUUCAGCUCCAACAAACCCUCAGCCAUACAUCUAUCCCUUUGGCCAAUUUGCUCCAGCAGGAUCUUCCAGCUCCAACCCAGUGCUCCGUGAUCAGAAUUCCAACAUCUACACCUCUACCAUGUCCCCGACUUCAUCAGGUACCAACAAUAUUGGAACCGGCAAUGCGUAUACCGGACGUACCUACACGUUGUUCGACCAACCACAAAACUCUCAAACCGGAUACGUGAGUGCUUCUGACCUCAAGACCACUCGUCUUCGUGAUCAACCACCACCAGCCAACUUGAACCUUCGUGGAACCGGACCACUCCCAGGACCAAUGCUCACCAGCGCCAAUGCGAAUUCUCAGUUGUUCCGUGAUGCUGGAAGUAAUGAUAUCUACUAUGGAAAUGCUAAUACCAACAACUACAACAAUAACAAUAACUACAAUAACAAUGGCCAGCAAACCUACAGCACUUCUACCAAUUGGCAAAACAACCAACUAGGAGUAUCAAACUCAGGAGCUCCUGGGUCCGGUGUUCAGUUCGAUCAAUCCUUAUCCUCUACAACAAUGAGUCCGACCGCAAGAUGCGCCCUUUCCGAUCCCUACUGGUGCCAAGAAUAUGUGCAAAUCUAUUUGAGUUCCCGCCAACAAUAUCAGGGAAUAUCGACUCAACAAUCCUGCCCAUCUCUGAUCGCUUCUCUGACUGAGAGCUACAAUGGUUGUUGCACUGCUGUUCGAGCCGCCGGCUGCUCCAUGUAAUAAAUAUGUGGGAAUAAUUGGCUUUUGUGGCCCUCUUUUCAAAUUCUGGUUGCCGGUUUUUUUUUGUGCGUUAUAUGAAAGCGUUGUGAUGUAUAUACGAGAAUGAAUCAUUCAUUUUUUUGUUG